AUGGGUUUGGGCAACGUAGUGUCCGGCUUCCUUGGCGGAAUGGGCGGCAAUGCUAUGAUCGGGCUUUCGACCAUCAACUCCCUGAAUGGCGGGCGCGGACGCAUGGCGCCGACCGUCACGGCGUUGGUGGUCAUGGCCUCGGUUAUGGGCGCCUACCGGUUGCUGAACUUCAUCCCGGUGGCGGCUCUGGCAGGCAUCAUGAUCGUCGUCGUGCUGCACACCUUCAAGUGGUUCUCGCUGGGUAUGGUCCUGGCGGCCGUGCUCCCCAAGACGCUUCGUGACCGGCUGAACCUCCAUCGAAAGGUGCCGAGGAUCGAAGCCUUGGUCGUGCUGGUCGUCACGGUCCUUUCGAAGCAGACGAAUAUCGCCGUGGCCGUCCUGGUCGGCGUGUCGAUUUGCGCCAUCAGCUUCGCUUGGGAUGCGGGCCAUGACUUCCACCUCACCGAAUCCUUGUCCGGGCCCUUGGCAUGGGCUUCCAGAGGUUCGGGCGCAGAUCUCCUUGACUCCAACCCCUUAACUUUGUGA
Molecule: messenger RNA, 525 nt
Organism: Symbiodinium necroappetens
Lineage: Eukaryota; Dinophyceae; Suessiales; Symbiodiniaceae
Source: the annotation of a GenBank genome assembly